Molecule: messenger RNA, 1140 nt
Organism: Pterocles gutturalis (yellow-throated sandgrouse)
Lineage: Eukaryota; Metazoa; Chordata; Aves; Pterocliformes; Pteroclidae
Gene: STARD3
Product: StAR-related lipid transfer (START) domain containing 3
Exons: 12
Molecular function (GO): lipid binding
Source: RefSeq, a predicted model, not a curated record
AUGAGCAAGCCGACGGACCUGCAGCACGACCUGGAACGCAGCCUCCCAGCCAUAGCCUCCAUCAGCACCUCCUUCUCCCAGAGCCAGGGCUUCUCCCCGUACGGCUAAUUCUCUCCGGAGAAGAGGAAAGCCAUCUCGGACGUGAGGAGGACCUUCUGCCUCUUCGUCACCUUCGACCUGCUCUUCAUCUCUUUGUUGUGGAUAAUCGAAUUGAAUACCAAGGAUGGCAUUCAGAAGAACUUGGAGAAUGAAAUCAUCGAGUACAAUUUUCAGACCUCUUUCUUCGAUAUAUUUGUCUUGGCUUUCUUUCGGUUUUUUGUCUUGCUGCUGGCCUAUGCCAUCGUAAAGCUGCGCCACUGGUGGGUCAUAGCGGUCACUACAUUGGUAUCCAGUGCCUUCCUGAUCGUGAAGGUCAUCCUCUCCAAGCUUCUGACCAAAGGGGCUUUUGGUUAUUUACUUCCCAUUGUUUCGUUCGUCAUUGCGUGGCUGGAGACUUGGUUCCUGGAUUUUAAAGUCCUAACUCAGGAAGCAGAAGAGGAACGGUGGUACCUGGCAGCCCAGGCUGCAGCCUCUCGCGGGCCCCUGCUCUACCCCAGAGCCCUCUCCGAGGGGCAGUUCUACUCCCCACCAGAGUCCUUCGCAGGGUCGGACAACGAGUCGGAUGAGGAAGGUGCAGGGAGGAAGGUGUUGACAGCUCAGGAGAAAGAGUAUGUCCGACAAGGCAAGGAUGCUAUGGAGGUUGUGGACCAAAUCCUCGCCCAGGAGGAGAACUGGAAGUUUGAGAAAAACAAUGACUUUGGUGACGUUGUUUACACUUUUGAAAUACCUUUCCAUGGCAAGACCUUUAUUUUAAAGGCUUUCUUGCAGUGCUCUGCUGAAACGGUUUACCAGGAGGUUAUUCUCCAGCCCGAGAAGAUGAUCCUGUGGAACAGAACAGUGGCAGCUUGCCAGAUCUUGCAGCGGAUUGAAGACAACACGAUCGUCUCGUACGACGUGGCAGCUGGGGCUGCGGGCGGUGUCGUUUCCCCAAGGGAUUUCGUGAACGUGCGCCGGAUCGAGAGGAGAAGAGACAGGUACGUUUCCUCAGGGAUCUCGACCACGCACAGCCUGAAGCCUCCGCUCUCCAAGUAUGUCAGGUAA